This is a messenger RNA of Morus notabilis, 1607 nucleotides long. RefSeq names its product cytochrome P450 703A2. Gene Ontology annotation, molecular function: monooxygenase activity; iron ion binding; oxidoreductase activity, acting on paired donors, with incorporation or reduction of molecular oxygen. The transcript has 2 exons. The coding region runs from base 1 to 1581 and encodes 526 amino acids. The record is from RefSeq and is a predicted model, not a curated record. NCBI's taxonomy places the organism in Eukaryota, Viridiplantae, Streptophyta, Magnoliopsida, Rosales, Moraceae.
AUGGAUUUAACGACCUUUUCCUUUACAGCUAUCCUCUUUGCUAUUCUCCUUGGUCGUAUCAUUUAUCAAAGUCUAACUAGUAAUUCCCCCAACAGAACUCGAAGGCUUCCUCCAGGCCCACGUAGAUGGCCCAUUGUCGGAAACCUUCUCCAAUUGGGCCCACUUCCUCACAGGGACCUGGCCCAUUUGUGCGACAAAUACGGGCCGUUGGUUUACCUCCGGCUCGGCAGCGUCGACGCCAUCACCACCGAUGACCCCGACGUCAUACGCGAAAUACUUCUCCGGCAAGACGAGGUUUUCGCCUCCAGGCCUAGGACUCUCGCCGCCGUGCACUUGGCAUACGGUUGCAAUGACGUGGCAUUGGCUCCACUGGGCCCACAAUGGAAGCGAAUGAGGAGGAUUUGCAUGGAGCAUUUGUUGACAACAAAGAGGCUUGAUUCAUUUGCCAUGCAGCGGGCCAAUGAAGCCCAACACCUUGUGAGGGAUGUUUGGGCCCGGGCCCAAAAUGGAAAGGCCAUAGACAUGAGGGAAGUGUUGGGUGGAUUCUCAAUGAACAAUGUUACUAGGAUGUUGCUUGGGAAGCAAUUCUUUGGGACCGGAUCAGCGGGCCCACAAGAAGCUAUGGAGUUCAUGCACAUAACCCACGAGUUGUUUAGGCUAUUGGGGUUAAUAUACUUGGGUGACUAUUUGCCCAUUUGGAGGUGGGUCGACCCUUAUGGAUGUGAGAAGAAAAUGAGGGAAGUGGAAAAGAGAGUGGAUGAUUUCCACAUAAAGAUCAUUGAAGAGCAUAGGAAGAGGAAAGCUAGCGGAGGGAAGAAAAAAGAAAACGGAGGAGAGGAUGAUGAUGGAGAAGAAAUGGACUUUGUAGAUGUUUUGUUGUCGCUGCCUGGCGAAGAUGGAAAAGCACACAUGGAUGAUGUCGAAAUCAAAGCUCUAAUUCAGGACAUGAUAGCUGCUGCAACAGACACAUCAGCCGUGACAAAUGAGUGGGCAAUGGCAGAAGUAAUCAAGCACCCGCGCGUCCUUCACAAGAUUCAGGAAGAGCUUGAUUCCGUCAUUGGACGUGAUAGGAUGGUCUGUGAAUCAGACCUGGCCCACCUUAACUACUUGCGUUGUGUCGUACGCGAAACUUUUCGCAUGCACCCGGCAGGACCCUUCCUCAUCCCACACGAAUCCUUGCGCGACACCACGAUCAACGGCUACCACAUUCCUGCCAAAACGCGCAUUUUCAUCAACACUCAUGGGUUGGGCCGGAACACAAACAUAUGGACCGACAUUGAGGAGUUCAGGCCCGAGAGGCACUGGCAAGCCGAUGGAAGUCGAGUGGAGAUUAGCCACGGAGCCGACUUCAAAAUAUUGCCAUUCAGCGCUGGAAAGAGGAAGUGCCCCGGGGCGCCGCUGGGGGUAACUCUAGUUUUGAUGGCUCUGGCUCGAUUGUUCCAAUCUUUUGAUUGGGCUCCACCGGAGGGAAUGAGGCCCGAAGAUAUUAACACCAAUGAGGUCUAUGGGAUGACCAUGCCAAAGGCCCAACCCUUAAUGGCUGUCGCUAGACCGCGUUUGCCUGAUCAUUUGUAUUGCUAAAAUAAAUCUCUAUGAAAUAAUUAAAU